AUGGCCCCUCCGCCAGCAGCGAGUGGGCCCUCCCGCCCCUCAACACGCGCAGCUGCCGCCGGCAGCGGUGCUCCCAAGCGCGCUCCCGUAAAGCCCGCCACUCGCGCCGUCAGCGGUUCAGCGGCACCUGCUGCUCCAAAGCCCAAGGCCCCCGCCGCUCCGUCCCAGACUGCUGCGGCAGCCGCGGCCGCGAGGAAGGGCAAGCAGCCUCUCCGACCCACUGUCCAGGUCCCUUCAAAGACUGCUGUCCAGUCCAACUUGCAGGAAGGCGAGGAGCAGUGGGCCGAGCUCAUGAAGCGCACGCACACGGACAAGGGCGCCGACUGGUACGCGCGCGGUGUCAAGACUGUCGAGGACAAGUGGGAGCUCCUUCCUGCCUUUCUCAAGGUCAAGGGUCUUGUCAAGCAGCACCUCGACUCGUUCAACUACUUUGUGCACACGGACAUCAAAGCCAUCCUCCACGCAAACUCGUUGGUCGUGUCGGAUGCCAACCCCCGGUACUACAUCCGCUACACUGACAUUCGCAUCGGUCGCCCCUUGCGCAAAGAGGUCGGCGCAGUCAACCAGCGUCUGACACCGAUGGAGUGUCGUCUGACCGACAACACGUACUCGGGAGGCAUCUAUGUCGACAUUGAGUACACGCACGAGGACAAGAUUCGUAAGCAGCAGGGUAUCCACAUUGGUUCCCUGCCCAUCAUGCUGCGGUCCGACCUGUGUCACCUGGCCAACAAGAACCAAGCCGAGCUUGCGCGCAUGGGCGAGUGCCCGCUCGACCCGGGAGGCUACUUUGUGGUCAAGGGUACCGAAAAGGUCAUUCUCGUCCAGGAGCAGCUGUCCAAGAACCGUAUCAUUGUCAUGACCGACCCCAAAAAGGACGUCGUCACCGCCGAAGUCACUUCGUCCACCCACGACCGUGUUGUCAAGACGUACGUGACCACCAAGACUGGCCGCAUCUACCUUCGCCACAACUCGUUCAAGGAGGUGAUCCCCAUCGUCAUUGCCCUCAAGGCCAUGGGCAUCACCUCGGACAAGGAGAUCCUCCAGCUCACCUGUGGUCCCGACGAGCGCUUCCAGGAGGCUCUCGGCGUCUCGCUCGAGGAGGCUACCAGGCUAAAGAUCUUUACUCGUCGCCAGGCCCUCGAGUGGAUUGGUGCCCGCGUGUCGCCCAACCAGGAGAAGGAGGACCGUACCCUCGGCCACAAGCUCACUCCCAUCGACAUUGCCAUGCAGGCUCUUGCUGCCAUGGUUCUCGGUCACGUUCCCGUUCGCGACAUGAACUUUAGGCCCAAGUCGAUCUACCUCGCCACCAUGACCCGCCGUGUCCUGGCGGCCAUGGUCGACGAGCACAUGGUCGACGACCGCGACUAUGUCGGUAACAAGCGUCUUGAGCUUGCCGGUCAGCUUCUCUCGUUACUCUUCGAAGACUCGUUCAAGACCUUCAACACCGACCUGAAGAAGCGCAUGGACAAGAUUCUCGAGAAGAAGUCGCGCGCUGGUCCCUUUGAUGCCUCGGCGCUCGUCCGUACCGGUGGCAGCGACAUUAUCACCUCGGCGUUCGUCCGCUCCAUCUCGACUGGUAACUGGUCGCUCAAGCGUUUCCACGUUGAGCGUGCCGGUGUGACGCACGUCCUGUCGCGUCUCUCUUUCAUCGCCGCUCUCGGUAUGAUGACGCGUAUCACCUCGCAGUUCGAAAAGACACGAAAGGUCUCGGGUCCUCGUGCGCUCCAGCCGUCGCAGUGGGGUAUGCUCUGCCCCUCCGAUACGCCCGAAGGUGAGGCGUGUGGUCUGGUCAAGAACCUCGCCCUUAUGACCCAUAUCACCACCGAUGUCCCAGAGGAGCCCCUUGUCACCAUGGCGUACAUGCUCGGUGUCGAGGACAUUUCCAACCUGACCGGUAACGAGCUGUACCGCCCCGGUGUGUACAUUGUCCAGGUCAACGGUUCGCUCGUGGGUGUCACUGCUCUCCCCAGGCGCUUUGUCCAGACGUUCCGCAAGCUCCGUCGUUCCGGCCGUACCUCCGAGUUUGUUUCCAUCUACAUGAACCACCACCAGCGCGUCAUCUACAUUGCCUCGGAUGGUGGACGUAUCUGUCGUCCGAUGAUCAUUGUCGAGAAUGGCCGCCCGCGCGUCACCUCGGAGCACAUGCGUCUCCUCAAGGCCGGCAAGGUCACGUUCGACCACUUCCUCCGCUCGGGUCUGGUCGAGUACCUCGAUGUCAACGAGGAGAAUGACUCGUUCAUCGCGUGUUACGAGUCGGAGAUUGUCGACGACACCACCCACCUCGAGAUUGAGCCCUUCACCAUCCUCGGUGCCGUCGCCGGUCUUAUCCCGUACCCUCACCACAACCAGUCGCCCCGUAACACUUAUCAGUGUGCAAUGGGCAAGCAGGCUAUUGGCGCCAUUGCGUACAACCAGCUCAACCGUAUCGACACCCUCCUGUACCUCAUGACGUACCCGCAGCAGCCCAUGGUCAAGACCAAGACCAUCGAGCUUGUCGGCUACGACAAGCUGCCCGCCGGUCAGAACGCCACUGUCGCUGUCAUGUCGUACUCUGGUUACGAUAUCGAGGACGCGCUCAUUGUCAACCGCGCCUCGGCUGACCGCGGUUUCGGUCGUUGCCACGUCUUGAAGAAGCAGACCAUCCCCCUCCGCUCCUUCCCGAACGGAACGGCAGAGCGCUUGGCCAUGCUGCCCCCAGACCAGCGCCCCGAAAGCCACUCGUGGCUCGACCAGGACGGUCUGGUUGCCCCCGGCGCUGUCGUCGGCCAGGGCGACCUCAUCGCCGCCCGCGAGACGCCCAUGGACACGCGCGGUCCCGGCCCCACCGUCGGCUUCAAGCCCUCCCCCGUCGUCCACAAGCUCCCCGAGCCGGCCAACAUUGACAAGGUCAUGGUCACCGACACGGAAGACGGAAACCAGCUCAUCAAGGUGCUCACCCGCCAGACCCGUCGUCCCGAGCUCGGAGACAAGUUUUCGUCGCGUCACGGUCAAAAGGGUGUUUGCGGUCUCAUUGUGCCGCAGCAGGACAUGCCGUUCAACGACCAGGGUAUCUGUCCCGACAUUAUCAUGAACCCACACGGUUUCCCCUCUCGUAUGACGGUCGGCAAGAUGAUCGAGCUGCUGUCCGGCAAGGCCGGCGUCGUGUCCGGAAAGCUCCAGUACGGCACGGCGUUUGGCGGAUCCAAGGUUGUGGACAUGAGCCAGAUCCUUAUCGACAAUGGCUUUUCGUACGCCGGAAAGGACAUGCUCCAGAGCGGUAUCACGGGCGAGCCCCUCGAGGCAUACGUCUACUUUGGUCCCAUCUACUACCAGAAGCUCAAGCACAUGGUCAUGGACAAGAUGCACGCGCGUCCCACCGGUCCCAAGGCCAACCUCACGCGUCAGCCCACAGAGGGUCGUUCCAAGGACGGUGGUCUGCGUCUCGGAGAAAUGGAGCGUGACUGUCUUAUCGGAUACGGCGCCACCCAGCUUUUGCUGGAACGUCUCAUGAUCUCGUCGGACGCGUUCGACGCGCAGGUCUGCGAGACCUGCGGCAUGCUCGCGUACUCGGGCUGGUGCAAGGGCUGCGCGUCCAGCAAGGCCGUCGUCAAGAUCACCAUGCCGUACGCGGCCAAGCUCCUCAUCCAGGAGCUCGUGGGAAUGAACAUUCUCCCCAGGCUGAUGAUGGAGGACACGGUCUAA
This is a messenger RNA of Apiotrichum porosum, 3681 nucleotides long. It is a transcript of the gene RET1, whose product is annotated as DNA-directed RNA polymerase III core subunit ret1. Gene Ontology annotation, cellular component: RNA polymerase III complex. Gene Ontology annotation, molecular function: DNA binding; ribonucleoside binding; DNA-directed RNA polymerase activity. Gene Ontology annotation, biological process: DNA-templated transcription. The transcript has 4 exons. The record is from RefSeq and is a predicted model, not a curated record. Lineage: Eukaryota; Fungi; Basidiomycota; Tremellomycetes; Trichosporonales; Trichosporonaceae. Bases 1 to 3681 code for a protein of 1226 amino acids.